Myripristis murdjan (pinecone soldierfish) is the source of this 2769-nucleotide messenger RNA. RefSeq names its product thioredoxin-related transmembrane protein 1 (gene tmx1). Lineage: Eukaryota; Metazoa; Chordata; Actinopteri; Holocentriformes; Holocentridae. Gene Ontology annotation, molecular function: disulfide oxidoreductase activity. The transcript has 8 exons. Bases 40 to 984 code for a protein of 314 amino acids. The record is from RefSeq and is a predicted model, not a curated record. Gene Ontology annotation, cellular component: endomembrane system.
ACACCGGAAGUGGGCGGGCUGUCAGUCACAGACCUAAACAUGGCGUGCUCGCAGGGCAGCAGGACCAGCGACACACUGUUUUCCUUACCGUGGAAAACACAACAGCACACGGGGAUUUUCUGUCUCGUCCUGGCGAUAUGUUUGACGUGGCAGCCCGCCUCAGCCAAGCCGAACAGCUUGAAGGAAAUCACCGACGGCAACUGGGAGGAAAUCCUGAGCGGAGAAUGGAUGAUUGAAUUCUUUGCACCCUGGUGUCCAGCAUGCCAGCAGCUCCAGCCUGUGUGGAAUGAGUUUGCGGAAUGGGGGGAGGACAUGGGGGUCAACAUAGCCAAGGUGGACGUGACAGAGCAGCCGGGUUUGAGCGGUCGAUUCAUCAUCACCUCUCUGCCAACCAUUUACCAUUGCAAGGAUGGUGUGUUCCGAAAAUACCAAGGGGCUCGCACUAAAGACGACUUCCUGAGUUUCGUCGAUGAGCAGAAGUGGCAGGCGAUAGAGCCUGUUUCCUCUUGGUUCGGGCCAUCGUCCUUUUUAAUGAAUUCAAUGUCUGCUUUGUUCAAGCUCUCCAUGUUUAUCCGGCGUUGUCACAACUACAUGACAGAGCAGCUGGGCAUUCCUGUUUGGGGAUCAUAUGUUAUCUUUGGCCUGGCCACCCUUUUCUCCGGCCUUGCAUUGGGACUGAUAUUGGUGUUCAUUGCAGAUUUUGUCUUCCCCUCACGCCGAUUUUCUUCCUCAGAGUACUAUCAGAAGAAACAGACGAUGGACCAAGCAAGGUUAAUCCAGCAGCAGGAAGAGGAGCACGAGGCCGAUGCCGAGGAAGAGGAAGACGAAGAGGAGGAGGAGGAGGAUGGGGAGCAGGACGAGGUGUGGAGGAGGAGGAGGAGAGGGUCCCCCGAGGGCCGCCCGGAGCCCAAGGGACACGGUUACCCAGACGAAGCUCUGAGGAAGAGGGUGGUGGGCAACCGCGAGGACGAGGAGGACACCUAGAGAGGCUGCAGGAGAAGCGCAAGUGGCCCCUCCUCCUUUUGAGAAGAGCGAUGUGGGGUCGGCAGAGACGGAGGAGCCUUGGUCCUGAGCAGCAGCAGUGUUUACAGCUGGGAGCCCCAACCCCCCUCCCUCCCCUGGGCUCCCAGCAAGGCCUCGCUUCUUUUCUUCUCCUUCCUUCCCUUCCUUCCUUCACUUCACUGGGAGCACUUUGGACUCUCACAACCGCUCUCACCUCCUGACCAGCAGGCUCCACCUGGAGAGGCAGACAGCCCCAACACCCGCUCUCCCUUUUGGAAACAAAUCGCCGGGGUGAGGUUUAGGUAUGAAGUGCAGUAGAGCUGGAUUUUAGCAAUUUUUGUGUAUGCUAUGCAUCUUUUACACUUUUGUGUCAUCGUAUGUUUAUCUCUGUUGAAAUAUUUUAUGUACCCUCAUUUCGUGGUGUUUUAUUUUCCAUGAUGUAUACCUAUAUUUUAUGCGUCAUACUGUAUGUAUUUCAGAAAUUCUAUCAUUUAUUUCUAACAAAGUCCAUGACAGUUUAAUCCACCAUUAUUUUACCAUGCUCCCGUUUGCACUUUUGGUGUGUAUUAGAGCAGGGAGCGCAAAGAAAUUGCCCCAAAAUGUUAAUAGAGGACUCAGUGACAUUUAAAUGUCAGCCCUGUCUCCUAUCAUUUCUGUAUAAAGUGUGCAUGCUUUGGGCACAGGUGCAUAUGACUUGUUUUUUGGGGCAGGGACCCUUCGUAUGACGGUGGUGUUUUGCUCAGCAAUCUCACCAACAUAUUGACUUUGAGCUGCACUGUUGUCUGUCUGCAGUGUCGUCUCUGUAAGACUGGAUCACGUGAGACAGGCGCUGAUGAACAGGAGCUAUACUCCACCUCUGUUAUUACUUCCUCCAAAUAAAAGGCCUGGUGAAUGUUGUUAGAUUGUGCUGUGAAUACAGUAUAUUCCCAUUAUGUGAUGAUCAGCAUUACUGAUCAUCACACAGUGGGGAGUUUCUUUUUUUUCCAACGUUGUUUACUUGUUUUUCUCUCAUUAGUAAAGGAGGUUUUUACGUAUUGAUCCCAGAUAUGUUGCCGACCAUCAAAUACAGUGCACUGCAUGCCGUUAUACCACCAAAUAGGGGAGCACUUCAGUCCCCUUUUCAUAAAUUAAUCAUCAUAUAUGGAGUGAAGUUUGACGUGUCCGUCCUAAAGUUGCUGUCUUUGCUCUGCUAAAUGAAAUAGCAAGAGGGCCAGUCCAAAACAAAACUGUCCUUUUAACAAAGGGAGGCAUAAUUCAGCAUACUGUAAUCUUUUUCCUUUUAUUUCAUUUUCAAUUGGAUUUAAAGUCUUAACAUGGAUAGGUUGAACAUUGAUGAAUUCAGUUGACUAAAUGAGUGCCAUUUUACAUAUAGGGUUUAUCAUUAAACUAAUUGAACUCAUUAGCAGUUAAUCUUUUAUGCACCUUUUGAGAACAUCGGUGUCACUCUUGACAUGAAGCCUAUUCAUCUCUGCUUUGUAAAGCAAAAAGGUACAGUGUCUGACCAGUAUUGACAAAACAUGUUUCAGUCUGUGGUUUUGAUGAUGCUUGCAUAGGUUCUGUUUUUCAUGCUGCUCUUUUAUUCCAAAAAAUAGCUAAUUAUUAAUCAUUUUGGUGACGGUUGAAACAGGCUAGAGUUGUUACCCAACCACUAUUUAUGGCUUGUAGCAUUCACACUUUUCCUUUGGGUGCAUAACUCUGAGCCGACUGUGCUCCUUACUGUGUGUGUGUGAGCAUUUCUUUCAAUAAAGGAUCAACUUUCAAAACCAA